This is a messenger RNA of Aureobasidium subglaciale EXF-2481, 981 nucleotides long. RefSeq lists its product as uncharacterized. The record is from RefSeq and is a predicted model, not a curated record. Bases 1 to 981 code for a protein of 326 amino acids. The transcript has 3 exons. NCBI's taxonomy places the organism in Eukaryota, Fungi, Ascomycota, Dothideomycetes, Dothideales, Saccotheciaceae.
AUGGAGAAGUACAGUGCUUUUCGUGAUCGCGGCUCGGGCAUUGCGCCCUUCUUCCCAAUCCCCACUCAACCAGCGGGAUAUGCUCUUCCUCUCCACGUCUUCCUUUUCGUCGUGCGCAUCUUCUUCUUGAUUCCUGUCACUUUGGCCUACUUCUUGAUCCUCGCAUGGGUUCCUGUCGGCUCUCUCGGUAGAAAGGCCGUCCUCUGGUGCAUGCUGGGCAUCCCUGGCAUUUGGUGGAUCGAUCUAGGUGUUGAUGGAGUGAAGAAGGGCUCUCUCGGUCAGAACCAGAACAAGCUUCCUCACCCUGGCUCCGUCAUUGCUUCUUCUUACACAUCUCCGAUCGACGCUCUAUAUCUGGCUGCCAUCUUUGAUCCUGUCUUCACUCGCUCUUACCCUGAUGAGCGCAAGGUUCAGCGCAUCAGUCUCCGCCAGGCCAUGUUUCAGGCUCUGACGCCACCUGUUCUCUCACCUCCCAAGGACGCCAAACUGGUGUCCAUUUCGGACCUGCUGCGAGAGAAACCCGAUCGCUGUAUCGCUGUAUUCCCAGAAUGCACCGCCACUAAUGGCCGUGGUAUCCUGCCUUUCUGUCCAAGUCUUUUGACUGUGCCCGAGAAGACCAAAAUCUUCCCCGUCAGUCUGCGUUACACUCCCGCGGAUGUCACGACUCCCGUUCAAGGCUCUUACUUUACUUUUCUCUGGAAUCUAUGCUCCAAGCCUACUCACUGUAUACGUGUUCGCAUUGCUGAGGCUACCUACAACAAGCCAUCCGCUCCCGAGCCACCGCGCAAGAACUCCUUCCAGACUAACCUUCUCGAUGACUUGCAUCCUCGCACUACGCAAAAGGGUGGCGUGAGUGAGACCGAGAGGGAGUCAUUGGACAAGAUUGCCGAAUCUCUCGCUCGUCUAGGACGUGCAAAGCGUCUAGGCCUUGGUCCUUCUGAUAAGAUCGCGUUCAUCAAGGUCUGGAGCAAGAGAAGAUGA